Haliotis rufescens (red abalone) is the source of this 1043-nucleotide messenger RNA. RefSeq names its product kielin/chordin-like protein. The record is from RefSeq and is a predicted model, not a curated record. The coding region runs from base 1 to 861 and encodes 286 amino acids. Lineage: Eukaryota; Metazoa; Mollusca; Gastropoda; Lepetellida; Haliotidae. The transcript has 4 exons.
AUGAUCCGCCCGCUGUCAAAAAAACACAUCGCUGUCCUGGCCUAUAAAAGAUCGGUUGAAAAAAGAACCAGCACACUAUUUGAAAGAAAAAGGUGUGAAAAAGGAAACGCUCAGAAAACGAUUGACCAGAAGAGGACACAGAGACAGACAUCAGGGGGCUUCACCAUGACUUCAACUACGUCGAUAAUUUGUAUGGUCUUUUUUACUUUUGUUGUUGGGGAGGUGGUACCGGCGGCUGUCGUUCCAGCAUCAGGCGGCAAAGAAAACUUCAUCGUCUCUCGCAUCUGCCUCGACGGCAGCCACCGAGCAGUGAAGGCCGGCCAACAGUGGCAGGAUAGGUGUAUGAAGUGCUACUGCCACCCGACCCGGGGGAGCGUCUGCGAGACCCCCAAAUGCGCCAUCCCUUACAAACCGUACCACAACAAAACAUGUUCAAAGUGGUCUGCUGAUGGUUGCUGCUGUGAAGAACUCGGGUGUCCGGCAGGGGGUACUGUUUACCAGAUCGGUCAGUCCUACCCCUUCCCUCCCGGGGACGCUUGUGGUCAGUGCUUGUGUGAGGUAGACACUGACCACCCCACUUGUACAACGAAGAUCUGCACCCCGCCUGUGUGUGUGGACAGUGUUCAUAUCAGAGGGGAGUGUUGUCGAAGAUGCCUUAGAGGGCCCAACUGCCGAUACCCUGUCCUGAGAGGAGUGGGCACUGCCACCAACCGAGCGUUACGGACCCCACUCCUUCUCAGCACCUCCAACCUCAUCCAGUCGGACGAUGACCCCCUCAUGUUCUACGAGUGUAGAUGUUUGAUUCCAGGUGGCACGGCGUUCUGUCAACCGAAACCUUUCAAAUGGAUUCGUGGAGGAUGAGCAUGCACAGACAAUGUACUUGAAGAAAUCCAGAAACUGUUACGAAAGAUGUACAAGACUCUAACCUCUGGUUAAUGAUGUGAGAUUUCUCUGAGAGAUUGUUUUUUAUAUAUUUUUAAUGUAUAAAAUAUGUGUACCUUUUAUGUAUUUACCAUAUGUAUACAAUAAAUAUUUUAAACGGA